Messenger RNA from Coniophora puteana RWD-64-598 SS2, 3094 nucleotides. Its product is annotated as composite domain of metallo-dependent hydrolase. Gene Ontology annotation, molecular function: allantoinase activity. Gene Ontology annotation, cellular component: cytoplasm. Gene Ontology annotation, biological process: purine nucleobase catabolic process. The record is from RefSeq and is a predicted model, not a curated record. Bases 1 to 2907 code for a protein of 968 amino acids. The transcript has 16 exons. NCBI's taxonomy places the organism in Eukaryota, Fungi, Basidiomycota, Agaricomycetes, Boletales, Coniophoraceae.
AUGAUCAACCAAGCCUGUCAACAUAAUACCCCGCACCCUGUCUUCAUUUCAGAGUCCCCUCCUGCCCCUCCCCCAACCAGGAUGGGCUACCUCCCAGAGCACUCCCGCUCCUCGGCCCGCCCAAAGCCACGCACCACCCUCUCCUCCCUCCUCGCUCUGUGCACCGUCGUCACCUCCCUCACCUUUCUCUCUGCACUCAAACUAACCUAUUGGGAUGCUCCUCCUGUCGCGCGCCCUCUGCACGCUGACGAGACCAUCCUCAAGUGCCAGGCCCUCACCCUCAAGCCCGGCCCACCUGCCGACUUCCACCAGAGGACCGUGUCGGACCGCUUCGUAUCCGGCACAAAGUCGGUCCUUAUCAGGAACGCGUCCAUCUGGACCGGCGAGGACUCUGGCAGAGAAUCCAUCCACGGCGAUAUCUUCAUCCACAACGGCAUCAUUCAGAGCAUAGGACGCGUCGAUCUCGACUCUCACUUCCUCGACAGCUACGACGCCGUCUCUAUCAUCGAUGCCGCUGGCAGCUGGGUAACACCAGGCAUCAUUGAUUUGCACUCUCACCUUGGAGUCGAUAGUGUUCCCGAACUGAGAGGUUCAAGCGACACCAACUCUCGCAAGGGUAUCGCUCAGCCGUGGCUUCGCAGCUUGGACGGGCUCAACACUCGCGACGACGCGUACCGUCUGUCCAUUUCUGGAGGCGUAACCACUGCCGUAGUCCUUCCCGGUUCAGCAAACGACAUAGGCGGCCAAGCUUUCCCCAUCAAGUUGCGGCCCACUGCAGAGAGGACUCCUACUUCCAUGCUUCUAGAGGCACCUUAUUCCAUCAAUGAUACUCGCGUAGACCCCACUGCACCUCCCCGUUGGAGACACAUGAAGUAUGCUUGCGGAGAGAACCCAAUGCGCGUCUAUGGAAACACGCGAAUGGACAACAUCUGGGCUUUCAGAGAAGCCCACAACACCGCGCGUCAGCUCAAGGAGAAGCAAGAUGCCUACUGCUCCAAAGCGCUUGCGGGACAAUGGCAGGGCCUUGGAGAGUUUCCGGACGACCUACAAUGGGAGGCUUUGGUCGAUGUCCUAAGAGGACGUGUCAAAGUCCACAACCACUGUUACGAAACGGUCGAUCUUGAUGACCUUGUUAGACUGACAAACGAGUUCCAAUUCCCCAUCGCCGCUUUUCAUCACGCGCACGAGGCUUAUCUUGUUCCUAGCACCCUCAAGAAAGCCUACGGCAACACACCGGCAGCGGCUAUUUUUGCCACUAACGCUAGGUACAAACGCGAAGCGUACCGAGGUUCCGAGUUUGCCGCGAGGAUUCUUGCGGAUAAUGGCAUUGACGUUGUGAUGAAGAGCGACCACCCUGUCUUGAACUCGAGAUAUCUGCUCUAUGAAGCGCAGCAAGCCCACUACUAUGGCCUUCCCGCUAAUCUCGCUCUGGCUUCUGUCAUAUCGACGCCUGCCAAGGUCAUGGGAACAGAUCACCGCAUUGGCUUCGUCCGCGAAGGUUACGACGCAGACCUUGUCCUCUGGGAUAGCCACCCUCUGAACCUCGGGGCCACCCCUCAGCAAGUGUGGAUCGACGGCAUCGCCCAGCUCGACGACCCCCACGUCUCUCUCAAAACUAGUCAACUCCAGCACGCGCCGCAAACGCCCAACUUUGACAAGCAAGCGGCGGAAGCAGUCAAGUUCGAAGGCUUGCAGCCACUUUCACCGGCGCGCACCACCGCGGAGACCGUUGUCUUCACCAAUGUUGGGAGUGUAUUCGUGAGAAACGGGGGGCGUAUAGAAGAAAUGAUAGGGUUGACGGAUGCUGAGCCUGGCGUUGUAGUAGUACGGAAGGGGUCUAUUGUGUGUCAAGGUAGCCAUAUAACGUGUGCAUCGAGCACGGCAGCUGUUGCUGCAGCAGAAUGGCUUGACCUCAAGGGUGGCUCUAUCUCACCCGGCCUUACAUCGUUCGGCUCCCCUCUUGGCCUGCAAGAAAUCCAAGGCGAAGCCUCGACCUACGACGGCUGGGUCAUGGAUCCGCUCCUCGACAAGAUCCCCACCAUCCUCGCUGGCGCCGGACCUAUCCACGCGGUCGACGGCCUCCAAUACGGCACACGCGACGCGCUCAUUGCCUACCGCGCCGGCGUCACCACCGGCGUCACCGCGCCCAAGUCGCGCGGUUUCCUCGUCGGGUACAGCACCGCGUUCGCCACCGGCGCCGCGCACAAGCUCGAGGAGGGCGCCGUGCUGCAGUACACGACGGCGCUGCAUCUGUCUAUUGGCCACUACUCGUCUGGGCCGAGUGUGAGCACGCAGAUUGCUGCGCUGAGACUGUUCCUGUUCGGGGCUGCCGAGUCGCGGGCGUUUGCUGAUAUUAUCAAGGGCAAAGUGCCGCUUGUGAUAGAGGCUGAGAACGCCGACAUCAUCGCUACCCUGAUCCAGCUCAAACAAGAGGCCGAAGGACGGACUCUCAUCCCGAUUCGCCUGACUAUCGUGGGUGCCUCAGAGGCGCACAUGCUCGCAAAGGAGCUCGCGGAUGAAGACAUUGGCGUCAUCGUCAGGCCAUCGCGGCCUUUCCCUCAGACUUGGGAGUCCAAACGAAUUCUGCCUGGUCCCCCACUAACUCAGGAGAGCAACAUCGUCACUCUUCUCAACGCCGGCGUCAAGGUUGGCAUCGGCAUUGAAGAGCAGUGGAGCGCGCGCAACACCCGCUUCGACAUCUCAUGGGCUGCUUUAGAAAGCGAUGGACAAAUUACCAAGGCAGAGGCGCUCGAGCUUGCUUCGACCAAUCUCGAGCAGCUUCUAGGCGUAGCCGAGGACACGACGGGCGGCGAUAUGGUCGUCACCCGCGGAGGAACGAUUCUCGACUUUGAAGGAGAAAUCGUUGGUGCUUUUUCCUCCCGCCGCGGCGUCGUCGAUUUCUUUUAGGCAUGUUCAGCGACAGGAAAUGUCGGUUCGUUAUCAUCUGUCUUAAAGAUACGACACCAACAGAAAUCGUUUGUGUUAUCAUCUAUCUUAAAGAUAAGACACCAUCUGAAAUUGUUUGUGACGUGAGCCUCCGACAAAAAAGGAGGGCGCAAGACUGCAAUUCGGAAGCCAUUGAUUUCGAUUAGCC